Oryza sativa Japonica Group (Japanese rice) is the source of this 3351-nucleotide messenger RNA. RefSeq lists its product as uncharacterized. Lineage: Eukaryota; Viridiplantae; Streptophyta; Magnoliopsida; Poales; Poaceae. The record is from RefSeq and is a predicted model, not a curated record.
AGAGAAAAAAGGGGGAAAAAAAACCAAAACCCUAGCGAUCGCUUCCCCCGAUCCAUGGCGCCGCCGCCGGGGAUCCUCGAGGUGCGGUGCGCCGGGUGCGGCGAGACCCUGGAGGUGGAGCACGGCCUGACGGAGUUCGCCUGCCCCGACUGCGGCAUGGCCCAGGCGCUCCCGCCGGAGCUCAUGCCGCCGCGCCCCCGCCGCGCGCUCCCGCUCCCCGGGCGCGCGAGCGUCGUCCCCUCCGCCGUGCCCGCCCCCGCCACCGCCACCGCCGCCGCCCCUCCCACGCGCGUCUCGUGCGGGGGAUGCGCGGCCGUCCUCAGCGUGCCGCACGGCCCGGGGCGGUUUUCGUGCCCGCUCUGCGGCGCCGAGAUCGCGCCUCCCCCUCCCCUCGCGGCCGUCGUCUCAGUCGUUGCCCCGCCGGCAGCGAUCCCGAUUACCUCCAAUCGGCCGGCGAUGACCUCCGAGGUGCUGAAUGGAAAUUCAAAUCAGCCAACUCUUGCUGGACAGGUUCAGAAGUCCAUUAUUCCAGAGCAAUACUACAAGCAUUCUUUUAGAGAGGAGUCAUUCAGUUCAUUCAGAGUUGACUCUAGGACACAAAUUCCUGAUGUAGGGAGGUUACAAAACGAGUGUGUUAAUCCUUCAGCUGAUCGAGAGGAGUCACGCACAGAACCACCUAACGGGACUAUGACCAAGCCUGGCAAGAAGAAAACUACAUCUGCUUCUGGUCCAAAAUCUCAUCCAGCUGGAAAGUUGCAGGAAGAGCAUAUUAGUAAGGCCAUCCAUGCAUCAAGGGCUCAGGGAAUGCCUUCAAACUCUGUAGGAGGAGGAUUUCACAAUGGCAUGAUUGCAGUGCACAACAAGCAGAAAACUGGGCAUAUAGCUGCCCCUAGUGCUAUCGAGCAUGAGCAGAUAAACACUCUCCAUCAAGUUUGUGACAAGCAGCAGCCUGGCGAAAAUUCCAGUGAUUUGGUUCAUGUGGAGCAGGUACAGGUGGCAUGCAAAGCAGUACAAAACAAUAAAAAAGGUACCAAGUAUACAAAAGGAAAUCAAAAGAGGCAAGGUAAGAGUCCGUUGAAUUAUUCAACUGAGUUGCCUCAUCUUAGGCGUAGUCAGCGCUUAACAAAGGGUUCGCCAGACCCUAUUGAUAUUGAGCCUAUCCAUAGGAUAUAUGCUUCCCCAAACCAAAAUCAAUCAGAAACUCCACCAAUUGAGAGGGCGAUAGAUGAUACUUACCAUAUUUCACCAAACCAGCACCGGUAUCCUCAAUCAGUCUCUAAUAAGUUGGACAAUGCUGAUGCAACUACUCCUGCUUUGAAUCAUAGUAUGCAACAAAAGGAGAGAAUUCCCCAGUGCUACAGCCAGAUGUACUCUCCAGAAAGUAGGUGGGUACUUCCAAAUCGUAGUUCUAAUUCAUGUCAUGAGCAUGAGAUGCCUAAUGAAAGCUUUGAUGGGAUUGUCCAACUCGAUAGUAGUGAUGAUGAAGUGCAUUCAAUUCCAUUAGAGAACCAAAAUCAGGAUAUGGAUGGCCAACUAGAACAACAAGCUUGUGCUGGCAAGAACCUUUCAGAGCAUGGCAGGCAAAAGAAUGGCUUCAUUGGUUCUUCAGGUGAUGCCAAACAUCAUGGGGGCUUGUCCUCUGGAAUGGGAACACGCCACCAGAUGAAUUUGGCUGCUUCAUGCAGCCGCCUUGCUGUUUUAUUGCCAGUUGCGGAUGCUACUCCAUUGCCCACCAUCAGCUCACCUUCUUCAUUUGAAAAGCUACCAGUUAACUGUAGCAGUCCAACAACACCGCACCAGCACCACCAACCAUCCCCCAUCUAUUCUCAGGAUGCCCGGAAUGGUGAUAUGCUGUCAGCAUCUGUUAGUAAAUCAUCAAAAAAGCGCAGGGGCCGUGCCCCUGCGGUACUAAUGGAACCACGCAAAGAAGCUGACAGGCCUGUGCUGACACCUUGUGGUGCAGAAAACUGGACUGUGCAUCCAUCCUGUUUGAAGGUGACAACCACCCUAUCCCUUCUUAUCAAGCAGAACUAUCCUGGAACCUAUGUUUCAGUGGGUACCAAUGGCCAACCCUGUGAGCUUGCGGUUUUCCAUUGGCACCAAUGUCCUUCAGAUAUAAGAGAUACUGUAUUGGAUGAAUUCCUUAAACGCUACAAGUGGUCCCCUGGCCAGGAAGAGGAGUGUCGAAAGAUCUUUGACCGUAAAGCAGUUAGACAAUUAGUUAACCUCUUUUGCUACGAGAAGCAAAGGGUCAGAGAUUUGCUGGCAAAAAAAGCCAAAAGAUCUUCGACGGUUGUUAGGGCCAGUAGGUCGUUAGAAGAGGGCGAUGGUAGGGAAGAUUCAGAGGAGCAGCAUGGAGAUGAGUCUGUUCUGGUGCUUGAGCUUGAUGAUCCGCUUAACUGGAAACCAUUCGUCCCUGAAUGGAUGCAACCAAAAUGGUGGGAGAAGUUGUGUGACCAUUGGGCGAAAGAUGAAGUUAUGAAGGUCUCUUACCAAAAAAGGAAGAACCGGAAUGCAGGAAACCCCCCCUGUAAUGCUUCAGGCUCACAGAGCAUAGCAAUGCAUCAGCAGUUUACGAGCAUUGACAAUGGCAGAAAGCUGGUAUCUGAUAUUGAUCCAUCCACCAAGAUUAACAGUGAUAAAGGAGGGAUUAUUGACAAGAAGAUAUUGCGAACUGAGGAUACCACGUAUGAACAUACUGCAGAGGCCAGAGAGCCUGUACAGGAACAUAUGGGAGGCUGCAAGCGUGGGAGAUACUAUUGCGACACUGGUGUUAGGAAGAAGGUCCAGACUGAUUCUUUGCCAAAGUCCUCCCCUGGUUGUUCCAGCAAUCACGGACAAGGACAACCUCCGAUGUUCACACAUGAACAGGUGCAACAGAUGAUUAAUCAAGCUCUACAAGGGUUAAAUGAGACAUGGGAGAAGAAGUUUUUGUCUUUGGAGCAAAACAUGCGGAGCAUGUCAAAAUCACGCAUUAUUCUGGAUGGUCCGAAAAAGGGGUCAUUGGCGGCUGUUGCAGGGGAUAAGCGAUGCCAGCUGUCAUGCCAGGACACAUUAGAUUCCGUGGACGGUGAAAAGGAUCCAGCGGGGGAAGGCGAGGACGACCCCGAGAACCAGGAUUAUGAUGACGAUGAGCAUUGGAGCUGAGCCAAAACGUGAGCUUGUGGUGGCACCAGAUUUUCGUCUCCUCGGAGCACUUCCCGGUUGCCAGCGUGUAAAUCAUGUACAGAUUUCCAGCAUCUGAAAGCGGUUGUCUCGAUCGCUUGCUGGUCGCUUCCCCAUACGGCUUCGGAGUUAAGACUUUUUCUCACCGUCGUGCGUCGCCGUGGGAGGCAGGCGCGUGGUACGAAA